UGCGUCGCGUUGCUUGAGACGCCUGGUGGUUGUUGGGAUUUAUGUGAUGACUGUGGAGGUUUAUCGAUUUUCCAAGCUUUUCUUUAUGGUAACUGAUUCAGAAUCAGCGCACUGCGCCACCUGAGCUCGGCAUUUCCAGUAAGAAAUUGGCGGCAGCCAUUGGUCCUCUGCAAAUAUUCUGCUCAGUUGAGGAGUUAAUUAGGAGCAAAUAGAGAUCUCUGUUUGGUUGAUGCAUACAUUGAAAGACAUUUAGAGAAUUCAGAGUUGUAAUACUGUGGAUUUUCUUUGUUAGUUAUAAGCAAUUUAGGAGUGAAACUUUUCAUAAUGGCUACAUGGACUUACCCUUACUUCACACCCCCUCUGGAUACUCGAAGAUCGUCUGCUGGAUUGACUUCUCUUGGAGCAAUAGUUUCCCCCUUAAGAAUGGUUGAUGAGAGGAAUAAGUUUUCGACUAUUGUUCGAAGAUGCAGUUCGAAUUCCUCACAGAUCAAAGGCUCUGCAAAUUCACACAGUUUGAAUCAGUUUCAAAGCAGUAAAGACCCUUUUCUUAAUCUACAUCCUGAGAUCUCACUGCUGAGAGGCGAGACGAACUCGACAACUCUUAAUCCGGGACAGGGUAGUACUGGUGGAGUUGAUACUGAGAAUUUGAAAGUUUCAUCAAAUGUGAAUAGCAACUAUAAUGAGGCCAGAAUCAAGGUUAUUGGCGUUGGAGGUGGUGGUUCGAAUGCAGUUAACCGCAUGAUAGAGAGUGCAAUGAAGGGAGUUGAGUUCUGGAUAGUUAACACUGAUGUGCAAGCCAUGAAGAUGUCGCCUGUUUUUCCUGAGCAUCGCUUGCAGAUUGGGGAAGAGUCGACCAGAGGACUUGGUGCUGGUGGGAACCCUGAUGUUGGGAUGACUGCUGCUAAAGAAAGCAAAGAAGCUAUAGAGGAUGCACUUGAUGGAGCUGACAUGGUCUUUGUCACUGCUGGAAUGGGUGGGGGAACAGGCACGGGUGGAGCUCCUAUAAUUGCUGGAAUAGCAAAGUCCAUGGGUAUCUUGACUGUUGGAAUAGUUACCACUCCAUUCUCUUUCGAAGGACGCAGAAGAGCUGUUCAAGCACAAGAAGGAAUUGCAGCUUUACGAGAAAACGUUGACACCUUAAUUGUCAUUCCAAACGACAAAUUGCUCACUGCAGUUUCCCCAUCCAUGCCAGUGACAGAAGCAUUUAAUAUUGCUGAUGAUAUUCUUCGUCAAGGAGUUCGUGGAAUAUCUGACAUUAUCACGAUCCCAGGCUUAGUAAAUGUAGAUUUUGCUGAUGUGAGAGCUAUUAUGGCUAGUGCAGGUUCUUCAUUAAUGGGAAUCGGAACUGCAACCGGGAAAACCAGGGCCAGAGAUGCUGCUUUAAAUGCCAUCCAAUCUCCUCUGCUGGAUAUUGGUAUCGACCGAGCAACUGGAAUUGUGUGGAAUAUAACUGGCGGGAAUGAUCUAACGUUGUUCGAGGUGAAUGCAGCAGCAGAAGUUAUAUACGAUCUUGUAGAUCCAAGCGCCAACUUAAUUUUCGGGGCUGUUAUAGAUCCAUCACUAAGCGGUCAAGUGAGCAUUACUCUGAUCGCCACCGGUUUCAAACGACAAGAGGAGAGCGAUGGGAGAAACCUCCAGUCGAGUCAGCUGACUCAAGGGGACUCAAAUAUCAGUCUGAACAGAAGACCCUCGCCCUACCCGGAAGGCGGCCCUGUGGAGAUCCCCGAGUUCUUGAGGAAGAAAGGUCGCUCUCGCUAUCCAAGAGCUUAAUUCCAUCACUUCGAACAGGUUUAAUCUGCCCUUCACAGCUUGUUUGUGUACAGAAAUUUUAAAUUUUUUUGGGGCAUGCUUUCUUGAUAUGAAUGUUUAUUGCGCAUUGAAAAAGAUGGGGUUGAGAAUUGAGAUGUUUGUUUGGAUUCAAAAGAAUGAUUUUCAAAAUGUGUUAGGAGCCUACAAAUCUAGAUUUAGCAUAGUACUAUUUGUCUUUUUGUUAGUACUAUUAGGCAAAAUAGCAAAAAAAAAAAAAAUCUUAUGGUUUGCAAAAUUUGCUGAAAAAACCUUCAUACCUUAAAAUUUCUUUUUAUAUAAUUUAAUGAAAGUUUUUUUUAGGUAUAUAAUAAUUUGUCUAUCUACUAAUCUAAAAUUGAUUAAUAUACAAUAUUGUAUAUAAAUUGAGUAAAUCGAGUCCACUAUAUGGUGCAAUUUCAUGGUUGGACGAUUUUGAUUUCUACUUCAAUAUAUCUGGAACUUCAAUUUCUUCGAUUUCUCUAUU
Messenger RNA from Andrographis paniculata, 2272 nucleotides. RefSeq names its product cell division protein FtsZ homolog 2-2, chloroplastic-like. The transcript has 8 exons. Gene Ontology annotation, molecular function: GTP binding; GTPase activity. NCBI's taxonomy places the organism in Eukaryota, Viridiplantae, Streptophyta, Magnoliopsida, Lamiales, Acanthaceae. Gene Ontology annotation, cellular component: chloroplast; cytoplasm. The record is from RefSeq and is a predicted model, not a curated record. The coding region runs from base 325 to 1770 and encodes 481 amino acids. Gene Ontology annotation, biological process: chloroplast fission.